Molecule: messenger RNA, 1719 nt
Organism: Mya arenaria
Lineage: Eukaryota; Metazoa; Mollusca; Bivalvia; Myida; Myidae
Product: serine-rich adhesin for platelets-like
Exons: 2
Coding region: 1-1719 (572 amino acids)
Source: RefSeq, a predicted model, not a curated record
AUGCUGGUGCUGCGAGUGUUAUGUGUUACUGCAAGAGUUGCUGGUGCUGCUAGUUUUACUGUAAGAGAUGCUGGUGCUGCUAGUUUUACUUUUAGAGAUGCUUGUGGUGCUAGUGUUACUGUUAGAGAUGCUUGUGCUGCUAGUGUUACCGUUAGAGAUGCUGGUGCUGCUAGUGUUAUGGUUAAAGAUGCUGGUGUUGCAACUGUUUCAGUUAGAGAUGCUGGUUCUGCUAGUGUUACGGUAAGAGAUGCUGGUGCUACUAGUUUUAUGGUUAGAGAUGCUGGUGCUGAUUGUGCUGCUGGUGUUACAGUAAGAGAUGCUGGUGCUGCAACUGUUUUGUUUAGAGAUGCUGGUUUUGCUAGUGUUACGGUAAGAAAUGCUGGUGCUGCAAGUGUUACGGUUAGAGAUGCUGGUUCUGCUAGUGUUACGGUUGAAGAUGCUGCUAGUGUUACAGUAAGAGAUGCUAGUACUGCUAGUUUUACUUUUAGAGAUGCUUUUGCUGCUAGUGUUACUGUUAGAGAUGCUGGUGAUGCAAGCGUUACGGUAAGAGAUGCUUGUGCUGCUAGUGUUACGGUUAAAGAUGCUGGUGUUGCUAGUGUUACAGUUAGAGAUGCUGGUGCUGCUAGUGUUAAGAUUAAAGAUGCUGGUGCUGCUAGGGUAAUGGUUAGAGAUGCUGGUGCUGCUUGUGUUACGGUUAGAGAUGCUGGUGCUGCAAGUGUUCUGGUUAAAGAUGCUGGUGCUGCUAGUGUAACGGUUGAAGAUGCUGCUGCUGCUGCUGCAAGUGUUACGGUAAGAGAUGAUGGUGCUACUAGUGUUAUGGUUAGAGAUGCUGGUGCUACUAGUGUUAAGAUACGAGAACCUAGUGCUACUAGUGUUAUGGUUAGAACUGCUGGUGCUGCAAGUUUUACGGUUAGAGAUGCUAGUGCUGCAAGUGUUACGAUUAGAGGUGCUGGUGCUGCUAUUGUUACCGUUAGAGAUGCUGGUGCUGCUAGUGUUGCGGUUAGAAAUGCUGGUGUUGCAACUGUUUCGGUUAAUGGUGCUGGUUCUGCUAGUGUUACGGUAAGAGAUGCUGGUGCUACUAGUGUUACGGUUAGAGAUGCUGGUGCUGCUGGUGUUACGUUAAGAGAUGCUGGUGAUGCAACUGUUUUGGUAAGAGAUGCUGGUUCUGCUAGUGUUAUGGUAAGAAAUGCUGGUGCUGCUAGUGUUACGGUUAGAGAUGCUGGUUCUGCUAGUGUUACGGUUGAAGAUACUGGUGCUGCUAGUGUUACGGUAAGAGGUGCUUGUGCUGCUAGUUUUACUUUUAGAGAUGCUUGUGGUGCUAGUGUUACUGUUAGAGAUGCUGGUUCUGCUUGUGUUACGGUUGAAGAUGCUGGUGCUGCUAGUGUUACGGUAAGAGAUGCUUGUGCUGCUAGUUUUACUUUUAGAGAUGCUGGUGCUGCUAGUGUUACUGUUAGAGAUGCUGGUGCUGCUAGUGUUACGGUUAGAGAUGCUGGUGCUGCUAGUGUUACGAUAAGAGAUGCUGGUGCUGCUAGUGUUACGGUAAGAGAUGCUGCUGCUGCUAGUGUUACGGUAAGAGAUGCUGGUGCUGCUAGUGUUACGGUAAGAGAUGCUGGUGCUGCUAGUGUUACUGUUAGAGAUGCUUGUGCUGCUAGUGUUACGGUUAGAGAUGCUGGUGCUGCUAGUGUUACGGUAAGAGAUGCUGGUGUUGCCAAUUGUUAG